Messenger RNA from Talaromyces proteolyticus, 1386 nucleotides. RefSeq lists its product as uncharacterized. Gene Ontology annotation, molecular function: DNA-binding transcription factor activity, RNA polymerase II-specific; zinc ion binding. NCBI's taxonomy places the organism in Eukaryota, Fungi, Ascomycota, Eurotiomycetes, Eurotiales, Trichocomaceae. The transcript is spliced from 4 exons. Gene Ontology annotation, biological process: regulation of DNA-templated transcription. The record is from RefSeq and is a predicted model, not a curated record. Bases 1 to 1386 code for a protein of 461 amino acids.
AUGCCCAACACUGGCCGACCUAGCCGGGAUUGCCAUGAAUGUCGACAGCGUCGAAUUAAGUGUGAUCUUGUACGUCCUGGCUGUGGUCAGUGCAUACGAAAGGGACUACGAUGUUCUGGUUAUCGCGACGAAACAUCUAGCCUCUUCCAGAUAGCGACGGUAUCAUCAUACCAGUCAAAUCAUAAUAAAGGUCCUCGCAGAAAACGAAAUACAGCAGGCAACCCGUACCCCUUGCCGAAGGUUUGUCGGUCUCGUUCGGAGACAGUAAACACAGAGGACAGAACGGUUUCUAUUCCAUGGUGCAAGCCCCUAUCAGAACCAUGGGAGGACCAUGUUAUGCCGUUGGCAAAGGACAAUUUUGACUUCUCAUCCACGUUCUCCGACCUACUUAAACUGGCUGAAGAAGAUUCGGCGCUGUACAAGGCAGCUUAUGCCUUUGGGUGUGCGUAUUUAGAAAAUAUUUCCCAGUCUCAUACAGCUACUUCCUAUCGAGUGAAGGCAUACGGAACAGCAAUUGCUUCCAUGAACUUGGCACUUCAUGACCCUCGACAAUAUCAAAAUGACAGCAUCCUGUUAGGUGUGUUGUUUUUGGGUCUGUACGAGGAUAGCGCUAAUGCGUUUUCCAAAUGGGAUAUUCAUAAUCAGGGACUCAUAGAACUGAUCCGUCAGCGUGGCCGGGAUCAAUUUCGAAGACAGGAUGGACGGAAUUUGUUCUUCACCGUAUAUAACACAAUGCACAACCGAGUACUUACCCCUGACCCAAGGUACUUUGAUGAAGCAAUCAUGUGGUUCAACGAAAUACAUAAAUACUGCGAAGCGGCUGAGUACCCUGUUCUUCGAGCAUACAUUUUCACCUAUCAUUGCACUCGAAUAUGCACUGAUAUCCAGGAACUUUUAAAUACCGGCGAUCCUGAUACGUUGCUACUAAAUUCGGAAACCAUCUUACAAGACGCAGAGAACGUGGAAAACAUUCUAUACCCAUUGACACACGAUAGCCCCGUCGCAAAAUUCACCAUAGACCCGCCUUUAGCACCGCGUAAUUCUUAUAUAGGCACCUCUGUGCUGCGAAGUAACUAUAGAUUACGGCUCUCACAUCAUGUUCUAGAGUUUGUGAAGCAAGCCUCCGAAGCACCGAGCUGUACGUCUCAGCAGCGAGUUCUGUUUUCUGCGAUUCAAAAUCGCUGUCUGGACGAGAUCCGGGUGUUGAGAAAGAAGAUAUCACGCUUCUUGGAUUUAAUUUCGCAUCACCGCUUGCGUGCUUUUGCGACGAUGGGAUCGAGUAUCUUUCUUCAUAAGCCUAAUGUUAUGCAACGAACGCAAACGAAUUCGAAAGGUACCAUUGUAUCGGCCGAGAGACAAUCAAGAAUUAAUAUUCCUUUAUGCUAG